Didymodactylos carnosus is the source of this 3966-nucleotide messenger RNA. The record is from the annotation of a GenBank genome assembly. Lineage: Eukaryota; Metazoa; Rotifera; Eurotatoria; Philodinida; Philodinidae.
AUGGCAGGCGACGAUAGUGAAUGGCAAAAAUUACCGACCGAUGAAAAGGUUCAACAUAAAUCGUGGAAAGCUCGUUUAUCUGGCUAUGAAGAGUGUAUUCGUUUGUUUCAAGCACAAGAUAAUGAAAAAAGUGCUGAAUUCUCAAAAUAUUUGGGUUUAUUAAAAAAAUUUGUUGCUGACUCGAAUGAAAUUGCGCGAGAAAAAGCGUUGGAUGCCGUUUUCAGCUAUGUUGAAAAUGCAAGCGUAGCUACAAAAACGGUGAGCGAAGUGUCAUCGGGACUGAUUUUGAAAUGUUUCAAUUCACGUUUGAAAACGAAAGAACGUGCCAUCGAUAUUUUGAUGAUGUACAUCGAAAUUGAAAAACAAGAUGUUGUUCAAGAAGAAUUAGUCAAAGGUUUAGAAAAUAAACAACCAAAAAUUGUUCAAUCAUGUUUAGAAAUAUUACGACGAGCAUUGACUGAAUUUGGCUCAAAAACAUUUCCGAUAAAACCAUUUCUAAAAUCUGUGAUACCACUAUUAGACGAUCGUGAUAAAUCUGUUCGAGAUGAAUCGAAGCAGUUGUUGAUUGAAGUAUACAAAUGGAUCGGUAAAACGUUGAUUUCGCUGAUACAAAAUGUAAAACCCAUACAAAUGCAAGAACUGCAGACAGAAUUUGAUAAACUCAAUCCAGCCACCGAUAAGCCGCGUCAAACACGUUUUCUGCGUUCACAACAAGACUUAAAAUUAAAAAUGGAACAAGAGACGACAGAUGGUUUGGCAACAACUACAUUAGAGUCAAUGAAUAUUGAGAAUAACGAUGACGGCGAUGACGCAGCAAAUGUUGACCCGUAUGAUUUGAUGGAGCCCGUAAAUAUUCUAGAUAAAUUACCAAGAGAGUUCUAUGAAAAAAUUGAAUCAAAACAAUGGAAAGAGAGAAAAGAAGUAGCCGAUGAAUUGUUAACGUUGACAACAAAUAAUCAACGACUAUUAUCGGGAGAUUAUUUUGAAUUGGUUAAAGCGUUGAAAAAAGUCAUUGCCAAAGAUAGUAAUGUUAUAUUGGUAAUUACAGCUGCUAAAUGUUGUUCGGGAUUAGCCAAAAGUUUACGUAAAGACUUUUACAAGCAUUCAUUGGGUGUGAUCGAAGUAUGUCUGGAUCGUUUUCGUGAGAAAAAGACAAGUGUUGUUGAUGCAUUGCGUGAAACAUGUGACAUUUGUUAUCCGGGUACAAAUUUAGAACAAAUGAGUGAAACAACGAUGAGCAUGUUAUCUCACAAAACUCCUUGCGUUCGGCAGUAUACACAACAAUUUUUAACAAAAUGUUUUGCGAUGGCUACUACGACAACAUUGCCAAAAAAAGUGUUAAAAGUAUAUUUACAAGCAUUGAUCAAAAAUAUGAGUGAAGCUGACUCUGGUGUUCGCGAAACAGCAGCUGAAUCGAUCGGCACAUUAUGGAAAAAUUUGAGCGAAAAAAAUGUUCAACCAUACUUGACGGAUAUGGAUGAAUUAAAAUUGAAUAAAAUCAAAGAAUAUUCAGAAAAAGCGGUCUUAUUGAAUGCGAAAGGUGAACCACGUGGAGCAGCUGUGGUAUCAGUAACGACGAAAAAAACUGAUCCAGAAAUUGUAAAACCCUCAGAACCACAUUCCGAAUCGAGUCGUUCAAAAGAGGGGGCCCAAAAAGCAGGGACAACGAAGAAAAAGCAAGUGUCGGCAACAACCGGUAAAAAAGCUGGUGGUACACAAUCGGCUACCAUUUCGACUAAUUUGAAUGAGCCAUAUUGUGAACAAGAAUUGCCCGUAGAAGAAGCCGAAAUAAAAGCACUCGAUUAUGUUAGCGAGGAUACGUUACAAGGUUUAACCGAUUCGGAUUGGAAAACGCGAUUGGCGUCCGUCGAAAAAUUAUUUGACAAAAUUAAAACUUUAUCGGAUCAAGACGUUGAGCGAGAAUGCCAGUUGUUUCUUCGUUUGAUAACAAAGACGCCAGGUCUUAAGGAUAUUCAUUUUCAAGUGCUUAAAGCACGUUUCGAUAUCAUCAUCCAUUUGGCAACAAAGUCAAACAAAUUUUCUCAACAAUCAUUAAAGUUAUGUUUGCAAGAUGUGCUCAAUAAAGUGUCGGAUGCUAAAAAUUCUCAAACAGCGAAACUAACGUUGACAUGUCUGUGUGAAGCAUGCUCGUUCCAAUAUGUUUUAUCGCUGAUAUUGCCCCAAAUUAAUGAUAUCAAAAAUCCAAAGACAAUCGAACAAAUUCUGUUGUGGAUAAGUCAAACGAUCAAAGAGUUCUCGUUGGUAAAUGGUCUCGAUGUGAAGCUGUUGGUUCAGAUAUGUAAACAACAAAUGCAAAACUCCAAUGCAAGUGUGAGACAAUCGGCAAUGAUAUUGAUAUCGACAUUACACUUGUACAUGGGCAAAACGAUUCGUACACUAUUUGACGAUGAAAAACAAACGAUACGAACGUUGAUUGAUCAAGAAAUUGAGAAAAAUAAAGAUGAGAAAGCACCGCUAGCAAGCAAAUUUUAUAAACGACAACAACAGGCAUCCUUAUCAUCGGGUACAGCAAAACAUCCUGUGCAAGAGAGUGUCGAUGAUGAGGAGAUGGGAAAUUAUGAAAUGGAAACGGAUGAAAAACCAGACAGAAUGGAAUCUCUGUUACCACGUAUCGAUAUUAGCCACCGGAUUACAGAAGAUUUCAUAAAACAAUUGAAUGAUAAAAAUUGGAAAGAACGUCAAGCAGCAUUGGAGACAUUGAAAACACUAAUGACUCAAGAAAAAUUAAUCAAGCCGAAUUUAGGCAACGACCUUAUUGAUGCAUUGAAAUUAAGAUUGAAUGAUAACAAUAAAAUGCUGGUGAAUUUGGCAUUGAACAUAUGUCAGUUGUUAGCAACGGCAUUGGGACAAAAUGGUUGUAAAGUACAUGCUAAAACAUUGACGCCGGCAAUCAUGCAAUCGUUUAAUGAUGCAAAACCUCAAGUUCGUCAGUGUGCAAUAUCGACGCUGAAUACUUGGUACGAACAGUGCGGGUUUCUUUCAAUGUUUGAUAUUGAAUCAGUAUUAGAAUUAUUUCAAAAAGGCAAUCCGUUUAUGUUACAGGAGUUGUGUGGUUGGCUAGCGUCUGUAUUACAAAAGUCAACACCGGGAAAAUGUGCUGAGCUGAAACAAUUGAUACAGCCUGUUUAUACAUGUUUAGAAGAUCGAUCGGCUGAUGUCCGAUCAAAAGCCCAAGAGCUUAUUUUACCGUUGAUGAUUCACGUCAGUUAUCCAUCGAUGGCACAAGCGGCGAAUAAAUUAAAAUCUGCAUCACAAGCAGAAAAACGAACGACACGACCACAAAGCGCUCCAUUAAAACCACCAACGGGUCUUAAAUCAUCUGAGGAUUUAAUGGAAGGUAAUGAUAACCGUCCAGCAACGGCUUCAGCUAGUGACUCCUUGGCAACGGCCGAUCCAAAAAACGACAAAACGAAACCAAAGACUAGUUUUUCGCUGAUCAAACCGUCACAAUUGAAAACAAAGUCACUGCCAUUGGCUAAAUCUACUAUUCAGCUAAAACCAUCAACCGACACACCGGAAAAGCAGAAAAUAUUAUCAAAAACUGAUAAACGACUAGCAAAAAAAUCCAAAAGUACAUUAUUUGAGCGUCGAUCAUUGUUGACCAAUAACUCCACACAUCGACAACAAGAAGAAAAACAAUUAUCGUAUAUCAAAAAGACAUCAUCCAUGGAUCUAAAACGUACAUGUUAUUUAAGUGGUGGCUCUACUUCAUCAUUAAGUAGUACGAAUUCAUCUGUACAAUCGACUACAGUAUCAAAUAGUCAUCAUCCAUUCGCCAUGUUAAGAUCAUUAUCAAAUCGUGAACUCGAUGAACAGCAACAACUUGAGCUUGUGACACAACCAUCUUUAUUGACUACGACGAACAAAAGUCGAAUACCAAUCAGAAUAAGGGACUCAACGUCAGCAUCAACGUAUAAACCAGUUUUCUAUACUCAACCAAAUUAA